AUGUCAAGAAUAAUAACAUACCCAAAGCUAGUAUCAUGUUUGAACCAGCGAAUACCAGUAUUUGAUUUCAUGAACUUACCGAAUGAUAUUUCGGGUAUUUUAAGCGACGAAAUCCAAUAUAAAUUGUUGCCCCAUUUGUUAGCAUUAAUUGAUGUCAAUCCAUAUUAUAUCAAAUCCUUCUUGAAAAAAUAUAUUAACACGAUAGAAUCAACAAAUAAUGAAGUGAUAGAAGAUAUCUACGAAUUGUAUUGCAAUGAAUCUAUUUUAAAUGCUGUUGAAAUGGGACCAACGGAGAUUGAUACGAUUCUGUACCCUGUAGGUGGAUUCAAGAUGGAAAAUGUGUCGAAUAAUGGAUUAGUAGUAAUUAAAGAGACUCCAAAGUUGAUAUCAGGCAAGGGAACUACAGGACUAAGGACAUGGGAAGCGGCCCUAUUCUUAGCAAAUUACUUGAAUUCUAACCCAGUAGAUUUUAGUAACAAAAGUAUCUGUGAAUUAGGUACCGGUACAGGAUUGGUGGGAUUAGCAUUAGCUAAGUACUAUCACAAGGAGAUUAACCCUUUGAGUGAAAUCAUAUUCACAGAUGGUGAUGCUUCACUAAUUGAAAACUUGAGUAAAACUUUCCAACUUAAUGGUUUAAUAGUCGACUCUACAAUAAAGACACAACAAUUACUUUGGGGAACAACUAACCCGAGCGACCCAGAGUUUAUCCUGACUCCUCCUUCUACAGACUACGUCGUUGCUGCUGAUGUCACGUACGAUUCAUCAAUUCUUCCGUUAUUGUGCUCGACAAUCAACGAUUUUUUUAAUAAUGGUACGAAAUUGGCUCUUAUUGCUGCAACUGUGAGAAACGAAGAAACAUUGAACGACUGGCAUGACGAGUUACAGAAACGUUUCGAAGGAAACUUCAGGGUUAUAGAGAAAUGUGAUCAACCUGCAUUGAUUGACAGCAAUUGUUGGUUUAAGUACACCACGCCCGAAAUAAGAAUUUAUCAAAUUACUCCAGCCUAA
This is a messenger RNA of Debaryomyces hansenii CBS767, 1008 nucleotides long. RefSeq names its product protein-lysine N-methyltransferase. NCBI's taxonomy places the organism in Eukaryota, Fungi, Ascomycota, Pichiomycetes, Serinales, Debaryomycetaceae. The record is from RefSeq and is a predicted model, not a curated record. The transcript has a single exon. The coding region runs from base 1 to 1008 and encodes 335 amino acids.